Uncinocarpus reesii 1704 is the source of this 930-nucleotide messenger RNA. RefSeq lists its product as uncharacterized. The coding region runs from base 1 to 930 and encodes 309 amino acids. NCBI's taxonomy places the organism in Eukaryota, Fungi, Ascomycota, Eurotiomycetes, Onygenales, Onygenaceae. The transcript is spliced from 5 exons. The record is from RefSeq and is a predicted model, not a curated record.
AUGCCGUUCUCGGGUCCGGCUUGCGACUUCGGACGAAUCCGUGGCGGUCCAAGCCUCGCCCGAAUACCGGUGUCAACACCAGAGCCGUCGGGCCCUACAAAUACACGAACUGGCACUGUGCAUAACCUUGCCGUUUGUGGAGCGCAUAAACCAGAUCACCCCGCAGAUGCCUUCGUAUUCUCCGAUUUUAUUGGGAUAGCGAUGACCCUACAAUAUCUCCACAGUGAUGUUCAGGGCUCCGUUUUUUCUUGCUUCCAACUGGAGGAACAUUUUGAGCUUCUCAGAUCAACCCUCCGAUCACCGAUAUUAAAUGGGGAAAGUUCGAACGGAAUAGGUGGCCUUUGUACACUUAAGCCCAAGUCCUCAUUGCGCCAAGGGAUCUGGCUCCAGCAGUAUCGCCUGAAUAUCACUACGCAGCAUCAAGUUCUGUCAGCAAUUCUUGCCCGAGUCCGAUUGCUAGGAGUUCGGCAGACACCGUCAACCCCAACCACGUUUAGUGAGCACGACCCACAUACGGCUCAAGCAAUGCAACCCGGGUUACAAAUACCAGCAUCUACCCUCACAUCCUUUGUGUCCAGAGGACAAGGCUGCACUCACACGAAGGGUGUGCCUGGGCUGGGCCAGGAGGAGCUUCAAGCACUGCAUUCUACUGGGAUAUCGAGGAUGACCUGGUGUUCGGUCAGACUUCAAUUCGAAGGGACAAGCCAGUAUAUUGAGAUUGAAAACUGCCCAGAUCGUUACUCCGACGCGGUGCUGUGGCUAGUGGUCGUGAUUGCUGGGGGUGUCAUAACCGUCCCGCGAUAUAUGACACCAUCCACUUCACGAACAUUCUAUCAUAGCACUUUAUCGAUGAAACCCGGCGACGUUAGUGUCAAACGUGAGAAGGACAUCAUGGCCGGCUGGAGCAAGCGGAAAUUCUUUGGGACGUGA